Molecule: messenger RNA, 1296 nt
Organism: Photinus pyralis (common eastern firefly)
Lineage: Eukaryota; Metazoa; Arthropoda; Insecta; Coleoptera; Lampyridae
Gene: Adk2
Product: adenosine kinase
Exons: 4
Coding region: 126-1166 (346 amino acids)
Biological process (GO): purine ribonucleoside salvage
Cellular component (GO): cytosol; nucleus
Molecular function (GO): adenosine kinase activity
Source: RefSeq, a predicted model, not a curated record
AAUUUCUUAGAAAAGUUUAAAUAAAUAGGAGCGUGUUGAGUAUUUAAUCCUCUCUUUGAAAUUCAUUAACGACAAAUUUUUAUAACGCAUAAGAUUACAUAAUAAAGACGCGGCAAUUUUAAACUAUGGAGCAUUCAACGCUAAGAAAAGGCAUGCUACUAGGAAUUGGAAAUCCUCUCCUAGAUGUAUCGGCAAAUGUAGAAAAAGAUGUACUGGAUAAAUACGACAUGAUACCGAAUAAUGCAAUUUUAGCUGCAGACAUUCACAAACCGCUGUGCGGGGAACUUAUACAGAAGUACAGUGCGCAGUUUAUUGCCGGAGGAAGCGUACAAAACUCGCUGCGUGUGGCCCAGUGGAUUCUCGACGAGCCCAACGUCACAACAUUCUUCGGAUGUGUCGGUGACGACGAAUAUGCGAAAAUUUUAGAGAAAUACGCACGUUCUAAUGGAGUCAAUGUGAAAUAUCAAUGUAACAAAAAUGAACCGACCGGAACUUGUGCAGUUUUAAUUACGGAUAAGCAUAGGUCGCUGUGUGCCGAUUUGGGUGCCGCAAAUACGUUUACGAUUGACCAUAUCAGAAAUCCCGAAAACUGGAGUUGUAUCGAAAAUGCGAAUAUGUACUAUAUUUCGGGUUUCUUCUUAACAGUAAGUCCUCCUACCGCUUUAGAAGUGGCCAAUUACGCUUUAAGUAAAAACCGUCCAUUUAUAAUGAAUCUUAGCGCUCCUUUUAUUUCUGAAUUUUUCGCAGAACCUUUAAUGGAACUACUUCCAUUUAUCGACAUAUUGUUGGGAAACGAAUCUGAGGCGGAAAUGUUUGCGAGCGUACAAAAUUUCGGGACCAAAGACUUAAAGAAGAUAGCGUUGAAGGUGUGCGAGUUACCAAAGAAAAAUCCGAAUCGUUCCAGAGUGUGUAUUAUAACUCAGGGACCCGAUGCCGUAAUUUUGGCACAGAACGGAACAAUCACGGAGUUUCCGGUCGAGCAUGUACCCGAAGACAAAGUUGUGGAUACCAACGGCGCGGGUGAUGCUUUCGUGGGUGGAUUUCUUGGACAGUUAACUAUGGGUAAACCUCUUGAUGUUUGCAUUAAGUGUGGUAUAUGGACUGCAAGAGAAAUUAUCCAAAAAUCCGGAUGUACUUUCGAAGGCAAAGCAAAUUUUAAUGUUUGACAAUUGCAGUAGAAUUUAUUUGUCAAUUGUAUCAAAUGCACUUAAUAUUUCUAUAUUGGUGGUUAAAAUAGGAUGUAACGGCGAAUAAUUUUGGUUCUGUGAUCAUGUUAUAAUUAUACCAUUUUACCUA